CUCGAUUUCAUACACUCUUAGUCUAUAUAGGCCGCAGGUUCUAGUGAAGUAGUCAUGCAGCCAUGCACAUGGCCGGGCCAAGGAGCAGCAUCGCAGCCUGCCCACCAGCAGCUAUGGGCCAAGGUGUGUAAAAGAGAACCGUCGAGGGUCACGAUGCUGCGAUUGACUGGCAUCUAUGCACCUGUUUCAUCUUGUCAUUGUCGAACGUCUACACAUGUACCUAUGACCGCACAAUCGAAGUGGAAUCCAUGUCUCCACAGUGGGGCGCUUUGCGCCUUGCGCUUGGCGAGCGGCGUUCGAGCAGCGGACACUGCGACAACGCAUGAGAGAGUGGAGACCCGAGACCAAUUUCCGCAUGCCAGAUCUCCCGCCAGUGGUAUGUGCGGUGUGCCACUGGCCGGAGAUGCCGCCUGCCUGAUUGGGGAUGUUAGUGGACAUCGUCUGGACAUCUUCCAGCUUUGGAACAAACUAAAAGAAAAGUUGAGGAGCAUGCACUCCGGACUACACAGCGCGAGUUGUGCAGCGGUCGCGAGGCAUGUGGGCAGCAAAUACACGCACAUCGCUCGCACACAACAUGGCCCAAUUGACACAGACACCAUGCACCGGGACGAUCGAGCCGAUCCAGCUUGGUACAUAAGCAAUGUCAGUCGAGAGCCGUCGAGAGUGAUGCCGCUUUGUGCGAGACAUAGAAUACGAUGGGGUUUUUGUUGGUUGAGCAUGUCCCCUUGCAACUUCCGUUUUAGGCUACAGGCGAGGUCAGCGCAACGGUUAGCUGCUCUGUUGUUGACCAGUCGACCAGCUUUCCGCCCAGCGCGACUCUUUGGCUUCUAUCGCACUACGCUGCGACGCCGUCACCUAGCGAAAUGACCCCCUAACCUGUGCCAGGCGGCUCCUUGCAGCGAGACGAUUCCUAUUUGAUGUUCGUCUCCAUUUGUUUACGUGUCUCCCUAUUGCACUAGACUCU
This is a messenger RNA of Tilletiaria anomala UBC 951, 964 nucleotides long. RefSeq lists its product as uncharacterized. Bases 55 to 867 code for a protein of 270 amino acids. The transcript has a single exon. Lineage: Eukaryota; Fungi; Basidiomycota; Exobasidiomycetes; Georgefischeriales; Tilletiariaceae. The record is from RefSeq and is a predicted model, not a curated record.